AUGAUGUCUCUGCAAUUAUCAAUGUUAGUCUGUUCAGUCUUGGGACUGGUCUUGGCAAUCCCUUCUAACACUUGUAUUGUGAUGGGUAAUCUGGAGAUCAUCAGAAAGAAAGGGAAGUUGAGUCCCUCCGAUGUGAUCUUUCUGGGGAAGGGAAUUGUGAAUAUUCUCCUCCAGUGUGUGCUGAGUUUACCUGCAAUGCUCUAUGUCUUGUGUCUGGAAAUCUUUUAUAUUAGACCAGUAUAUGGAUUUAUGAACACAUCAACUUCCUUCCUGACAUAUUACAACUUCUGGUUGACCUUCUGGCUCUCGGCUCAUUACUGUACCAGCAUCACCAAUCUCAGCUAUGGGUUCUUCAUCUGGAUAAAGAGAAUUGUGUCCAAUUUCCUGAGUCGCCUUCUAUUCCUGACAGCACUUGGGAUGUUCAUGGUGACUGUCCCACGGUUCUGGGCUGUCAAUGCAGAAGGUAUCCAGUUAUCUGAGAACAGUACAAAACCCUCUGGUAACUGGUUCCAUGAAGUGUUUUCCUAUUUUAUUUCUGCAAAUGCCAUAGGCUGCAUUCUUCCAUUCUGCCUUAGUCUUCUGUGUCUGGUCCUCACUUUCUCCUUUCUGCUCAGACACGUCUGGAGGGUGAAGAAUAACGACUCGGGAUCAACACGUCCAAAUCUUCAGGCUCAUGUCACGGCACUGAGGACCAUCUUCUUCUUACUUCUCAUUUUUACAUUAUUCUGCAUGUCUCAGAUGGACACUUUCCUUCAAAAUUCCCCAUUGUAUAUAGUCUGUUGGAAUUUACAAUUAUUAUCUCCAUCGGUGGAGGCCGCCAUCAUCUUCCAGGCCAGCAACAAGCUGAGAAGGAUCAUUGUGAGAAGAUUCUGGACCAGAAGCCGGAGGAACACAGAGACUUAA
Messenger RNA from Rana temporaria (common frog), 903 nucleotides. RefSeq names its product taste receptor type 2 member 40-like. The coding region runs from base 1 to 903 and encodes 300 amino acids. Lineage: Eukaryota; Metazoa; Chordata; Amphibia; Anura; Ranidae. Gene Ontology annotation, cellular component: membrane. Gene Ontology annotation, molecular function: bitter taste receptor activity; G protein-coupled receptor activity. The transcript has a single exon. Gene Ontology annotation, biological process: sensory perception of taste; G protein-coupled receptor signaling pathway; detection of chemical stimulus involved in sensory perception of bitter taste. The record is from RefSeq and is a predicted model, not a curated record.